Solanum dulcamara is the source of this 1644-nucleotide messenger RNA. RefSeq lists its product as uncharacterized. The record is from RefSeq and is a predicted model, not a curated record. The coding region runs from base 260 to 1147 and encodes 295 amino acids. NCBI's taxonomy places the organism in Eukaryota, Viridiplantae, Streptophyta, Magnoliopsida, Solanales, Solanaceae. The transcript has 6 exons. Gene Ontology annotation, cellular component: chloroplast.
UGACCUCCUGGUCACAUGGCAGCAACUUUACCAGUUACUCCAAGGCUCAUUUGGGGAAAAGUUAAAGUUUAUAUAAAAAACACAUAUCAUAUCCUUAUUGAUCUGGCGUAUGCAUUUGGUUUAAAUAAAUCUUUGUGCAGGAUAGCAGUCCGUAUGCGAAGAUCUUAAGAUACCUCACCCACAUUAAUAGUUGUAUGGAGUAGAAGAACAAGGGGAAACGGUAUUGAGUUCAUUGAUCAACAACAGCUAGCCAGGGAGAAUGAAUUCAGUAACAGUAUCGGCGUCAGCAUCCAUUUCACUUUCACUUAGCAUCUUGCCUCCUACUAGAAAAGUGUGGACUCAAUUUCCCCCGGGAAAAUGCAAAACCCUAAAAAUGUGGAAUUUUGACUGCAAGUGCAGGGCGCUGGGAGAAGGCUCUCAGUCACAGUCCCAGACGACCCAACCUACAAUUUAUCAAGGCGUUUAUGGCCCUUGGACAAUCGAAGACUCCGAUAUUCGAGAGGUAAUUUUGUAUAGAUCAGGAUUAGUAACUGCAGCUGCAUCAUUCGUUCUUGCAUCUUCUACGGCUUUGCUUCCCAAUGAUUCAGUUAUGAGCAACUUGAUUGAGAAAAACCUUGAUUUAUUUUAUGCAAUUGGAUCAUGUGGACUCGGCCUGUCAUUAUUUCUUAUUCACAUUUAUGUGACUGAAAUUAAACGUACUCUUCAAGCUUUAUGGUUCCUGGGUGCUCUCGGAUCAUUGGCAGCAUAUUUUACCCUUGCUCAACCAGCUGGCACGAAUCUAGUUCAAUAUGUUAUCGAGAAUCCAAUAGCUGUUUGGUUUGUCGGGCCACUAUUUGCAGCAUUGACAGGGCUUGUGUUCAAGGAAGGACUUUGCUAUGGAAAGUUGGAAGCUGGUAUUCUGACAUUUGUCAUCCCUUCCCUCCUACUUGGGCACCUGACUGGUUUUAUGGAUGAUGGAGUAAAGAUUACCCUAUUGAGCACAUGGUUGGCACUGUUUGUGGUCUUUGCUGGGAGGAAGUUCACUCAGCCUAUCAAGGAUGAUAUAGGAGACAAAUCAGUAUUCAUAUUCAACGAGCUGCCAGAGGAAGAAAAAGCUAGUCUGAUUGAGAGACUUGAGCAGCAACAGUACACUAAAAAAGAGCCUUGAUUAGGAUGUUACACUUCCCUUAUCCUUCACUCACAAUAUUACUUGUAUAGUUGUCCACUUGUCAUUCAGCUGAACUAUUAUCCUAAGUCCCUGAUGCAGAAAGUAGUAGCUCAAAGGAAGGAAAAUAAAGUGUAUCAACUAUGUAUCAAAGAGUGAUGAACCUAAAGCCAUCGGCCCUCUCCUUACAGUCAAGUGGCUUUCAGCUCCUUUCCUUUACUACUAGGAAAGUAAGCAACUUCUAUUAGCGUUGGACCUUGAGUCAAAUUGAUCGUAUCGUCUUCAAGAGGCCCCUUUCACAGCUAUUCAGGAGUUGCAAAGCCAAAUAUCAUGACCACUAGGAGUGUUAAUUUAGAAGCCAGUAGCAUUAGUAGCUCUACAGAUGGGAGGUCAAAAUAGUCUCAUUUGUUAAGUUUGUAAGUGUGAAGAAGAAAGAAGUGUAUUUGGAUUUAAAUACAAGUCAUCCUACCUUUUGUAUAUAUAUGUUAUUGUAGAGGAAA